Messenger RNA from Aspergillus alliaceus, 1128 nucleotides. Its product is annotated as DNA-directed RNA polymerase III subunit RPC25. The record is from RefSeq and is a predicted model, not a curated record. The transcript is spliced from 7 exons. Gene Ontology annotation, cellular component: RNA polymerase III complex. NCBI's taxonomy places the organism in Eukaryota, Fungi, Ascomycota, Eurotiomycetes, Eurotiales, Aspergillaceae. Gene Ontology annotation, biological process: DNA-templated transcription; transcription initiation at RNA polymerase III promoter. The coding region runs from base 238 to 819 and encodes 193 amino acids.
CUUCCUUUUGCAAAGGACUAUUUUUUUUAACUAAGCUCUUCACUAUCCAAAAAAAAGAGAAAUAUGGGACUGCUAGAAGCAUAAGUCACAAUGUCUGCGUGACAGAAUAUUGAUGCUUGUUCUGAUGAUGGAAUCUACCUUUCGUGCUCUAUGAUCUUUCCGCCGUGGGACCGGUCAUAUUGAAAUAGAAGACUUUUUUUUAUCUACCGCCAAGUACCAGUGAUACCAGAAUUCAUCAUGUUUAUUCUUACAACCCUGUCAGAUCUGAUCCAGAUCGCCCCAGAAGACUUCUCGAAGUACAGUUCUGUAGCUAUUGAGGACAACAUUAAUGAGAAAUAUGCCAAUAAAGUUAUUCAAAAGGUUGGCCUCUGCAUUGGAUUCUAUGACUUGCUAGAAACUUCGGACGGUCUCAUUGGCCAUGGCACUGGCCUGGUAAACGUCAACGUCAAGUUCCGCCUCAUUGUUUUCCGUCCAUUCAAAGGAGAGAUUGUAUUGGGGAAGAUUUCCAGUGCUACUGAACAUGGCAUUAAAAUUGGUGUAGAAUUCUUCAACGAUAUCCUCGUACCUCCCAAUCUUCUCUUGGAUGGUGCCAGAUUUGACUAUGCCGACCAGGUUUGGAUCUGGGAAAACGAAGACGGCUCUACGUUUUACUUCGAUAUUGGAGAAGUUGUCCGGUUCCGUGUCGAGAUGGAAGAAUGGCACGACCAAAUACCAAAUGCGCCAGAUCUCGGAGAUGCCGCCGCUAUUGAGCGGAAGCCACCGUAUUCCAUUAUCGGAUCGAUGCAGAUGGCAGGUUUAGGACCUAUAUCUUGGUGGUAAUCCCUAGGAAGGGUUCCCGUGAUUAUGUGAGAUACCUUUUUGACCGAAUGGUUGGACUAUGUCGAAUUCCAUGGUAAUACGAAUAAUGAAACAAUCUUGACCUUGAAAAUAGAGUGAGUAAUUGCUCAUGAGUUAUUGCUCACAUAUCAGCCAAAUGACGACAUUUGCCGGAAAUAGAGGGAGAGCGAUGAAUAUGGAAGGAUGAGAACCAUGGAAGAACGCAUACUGUUCGACACGAAUCUCAUCUAGAAAGCAUAUUUCCCCGCCAAUACAUUGCAGAUAGUACAUAUAACUACUAUACUAAGAGGG